AUUCGUAAGCAACAAUUUUACUGCUCAAGGUGGGUCUAACGCUCUACUCUUUGAUUUCCUUCAGAUCUGAAAUUUCAAUCAGAGUUCAUCGAAUUCUGCAGCGUGAUAUCUGUAUUUCUGUUGACGGUGUCCAGCUAAUUUCGUCUGCUUCAGCUAUGAAUUCUAUAAGGGAUCGUAAUGCGAGAGUUGCCCUUUUUGAUGGUAUUGAGGAAGGAGGUAUAAGGGCAUCAUCAUCUUACUCAUCACACGAGAUUGACGAGCAAGAGAAUGAUAGAGCAAUUGAUGGACUGCAAGAUCGAGUUAUUAUGCUAAAAAGACUGUCAGGUGAUAUACACGAGGAAGUUGAGUCUCAUAACAAUAUGCUCGACAGAAUGGGAAAUGACAUGGAUGCCUCGAGGGGAGUUCUAUCUGGAACUAUGGAUAAAUUUAAGACGGUGUUCGAGACGAAAUCAAGCAGGAGGAUGGUUACACUGGUGGCAUCUUUUGUGGUUGUUUUCCUUGUUGUCUACUAUCUUACUAGAUAAACGGUCGAUGUAAAUUGGAGUAAAAUCUUUGAAAUCGUGUAGAAACGGAUUGUGCUGUCUGUCCGUCUGCCUUGUGAAGUCGUGUCCUAUAUUGUGUUGGUGUACGAAGUCUGUUGUCCUAAUGUUACCCCUCUGUAUAAAAAUGUGUCGUGCAACAGGUGCUUGAAUAACGUGAUUUCCGUUUCGUAUUUCAA
Messenger RNA from Erythranthe guttata (spotted monkey flower), 718 nucleotides. RefSeq names its product bet1-like SNARE 1-1. Lineage: Eukaryota; Viridiplantae; Streptophyta; Magnoliopsida; Lamiales; Phrymaceae. The record is from RefSeq and is a predicted model, not a curated record.